This is a messenger RNA of Oreochromis aureus, 1494 nucleotides long. RefSeq names its product testis expressed 9 (gene tex9). The coding region runs from base 45 to 1262 and encodes 405 amino acids. The transcript is spliced from 12 exons. Lineage: Eukaryota; Metazoa; Chordata; Actinopteri; Cichliformes; Cichlidae. The record is from RefSeq and is a predicted model, not a curated record.
UGUUGCUAUGCAACCAUUAACGCGUCGUCUCGGUCUGCGACACAAUGGCGGCAAGAAGUGUUGAUAAAAAGGUCCAGCCCUUCAUUUCGCAGGUCAAGAAACGUCCAUCCUCUACCAGUAAGGCUGAAAGGUCCAAAAGAGUUGAAAUAAGGGCACAGUCAAAAUCUGCUUCUGGUCAGGCAAAGAAGCACACAGAUGAACUUUUAGCCAAAGAAGAAGAGUACAAACUCCUUAAUGCAGAGCUGGAAGCCAAAACAGCAGAUUUAGUUAGACAGGCUGAGCAACUUAUGAGAGAACAAAGUGAAGUUCUUUCAAAGCCUUUAUCCAAUGUCCUGCUCACAGACACUGAAGAAGAAGAGACGUCCAGGAUAACAAAGACUAGGACAUGUGCUGUGCAGCAGCCUGGUGUGAAGGAGGUGACCAAAAAAAGUGUUGUAUCAAGAUCACAAAAUAUGCUGAGUGGAAAACAAGUGAAAGAUCCCCACUUUAAAACUGGGAGCUCAGAGGAUGAUUUUGAAGCUGUAGAAGAUUCUGCUAAUUCAUUCUUGGCAAAGACAAUUCACAGCAUGGAGGAGAAAAUGAACAAUGCUGUUGUUCAUGAAAAUGCUGUGGAUGAAAUACCUAACUUUGGAGACAAUGUAGGAUCAGGAGUUUCAGAAGCUCAAAUACGAGUCCUGAAGGCAAAACUCCGGAUUAUGCAAGAGGAACUGGACCAGAUCUCAUGUGAAUAUUACAAAAAGGACGAUGAAAACACAAAACUUAGCGCAAAGAUUAAGGAGCUGGAGGAGGAUCGAGCCCGGCUGCAGAAGACCGUGAGCAUUCAGCAGACACAGAUCGAGAAGCACCGAGCUUUAGCCGCGGAGUCCAACAAAAAAUGUGAUGGACUUCAACUGGAAGUGUCUGGUUUGAGCAAGGAGAUAGAAAAUCUGAAUAGAUCCCACAAACAAGCAGCAGCUGUCCACAGCACGGUGGAGGUCCGCCUGAACCGAGCUCUAGAGGAGGUGGAGAGGUUGAAGACUCAAUUGAACAAAAUGAAACAGGAGAAAAAGGACAAAAUAACUGAGGAACAUCAGAGUAGAGAAAAUCUGCUGGCUGAAAACAAAAUGCUCAAAAAGCAGAAAGCUGAACUCAUCAUGGGCUUCAAGAAACAACUGAAGCUAAUCGACAUUCUCAAAAGGCAAAAGAUGCAUUUUGAAGCUGCUAAGCUGCUGAGCUUCACAGAAGAAGAAUUCAUGAAGGCUCUAGACUGGGGGAAGUCAUAACAACUGAAUGUCUCCACUUCCAUUUGUUAAAAGCUAAAAAGCUUGCUGUUAUUUUAGGAUACUUCUUUGUGUUGUAGGCCUCAGUUGUCUCUCAGAACAUGGUCAGACAAAACGUUAAAUAGAUUUGGUUUGUCACUUCAGUUAAAUAUUGGCAGACUGAGUCGCCACGUCAGUUUGGAAUGAUGUUAACUCGGUGCCUGUCAGCACCUCUUAAUAAAAAUAUGUCCCUGAA